Zonotrichia albicollis (white-throated sparrow) is the source of this 1616-nucleotide messenger RNA. The record is from RefSeq and is a predicted model, not a curated record. Lineage: Eukaryota; Metazoa; Chordata; Aves; Passeriformes; Passerellidae.
CAGUGCCUGCUCCUUCUGCAGAGAUGAUCAAAGCCAAGGAUCCAGAGCCCCAGUAUUUCCGCUUCGAGGGCGUGUGGCUGACAGAGACGGGGAUGGCCGUGCUGCGCAACCUGACCCUGUCACCCCUGCACAAGCGGCGGCAGCGCAAGGGCCGCCCGGGCACCCUCAACGGGGACGGGGGGCUGGAGGGGGGCGACCCCCUGGGCCCUGAGGACAAGAAGGACGGUGACCUGGACACCGAUGAGCUGCUCAAAGCUGACGUGGGUGUGGAGCACAUGGAGUGUGAGAUCAAGCUGGAGGCUCCGGCCAGCCCUGACCGCGACGUUGGAGCUGAUGGGGACUCGGGGAAGGGGCUGGAGGACCCUGAGGAGUGCAAGAAGAGGAAGCGCAAACCGUACCGGCCUGGCAUCGGUGGGUUCAUGGUGAGGCAGCGCAAAUCCCACACGCGGCUCAAGAAGGUCUCAGCAGUGCUGCCAGACGUGGGGCGUGAGGGGCUGAGCACCGAGGGACACCCUGAGGAUGGGGCUCCUGGUGAUGUCCCAGCCGAGGCUGGCCUGGAUCCCGGCUCAGGAGAGGGGGAUGAGAAGAAGAAGCGCCGGGGACGAAAGAAGAGCAAGUUGGAGGACAUGUUCCCCCCGUACCUGCAGGAGGCGUUUUUUGGGAAGGCACUGAUGGACCUGAGCCGCAAGGCGCUGCUGGCAGCAGGCGGGGUUGGGGAUGGGGCCGCCCGCCCCGCCUUGGGCCAGGGUGCCCCAAGGCCCAAGGGGGACCCCAACCUCGCUGGGGCACUGCAGGGGGGCACCCCGGACAGGAGGGAGACCCCCACCCACCCCCGAGGCGACGACAGCACUGACGGCAGCGCCGCCGCUCCCGAUGACGAUGGCAAGGACGACGCCAAGGCCGAGGAGCUGGGAGCUGACGAGCCCAAGGAUUCCCCAGACCGCGGGGACACCGAAAAACCGGCCACCCCAGGCGAGGGAGCACUGAGUUCUGACCUCGACAAGAUCCCCACGGAAGAGCUGCCCAAGAUGGAGAGCAAGGAUGUGCAGCAGCUCUUCAAGGACGUGCUGGGCUCAGCGGAGCGUGGGGAGCAGCCCCUCAACUGCGUGGCUGCGGGGAUGGAGGCCGGGCAGGACCCCAGCCGAGCACAGCGGCCCUUCCUGCAAGGAGACCUGCAGCUCUCAGGGCAGGGGAGCGUUUCCCUGGGCUCACUCUCCGGAUCUGUCUCCUUGGACUCGUACUCGGGGGUCUGCCAGUCCCCAUUCCUCGAUAACAGGGAGCGGAGCGGCUUCUUCAGCCCAGACCACUGCGAGCCCGAGAGCCCCUGGGCCAGCAGCUCGGCCGCCACCACCCCCUCGACCCCCACGACACCCACGACGGAGGGCGAGGGCGACGGGCUGUCCUACAACCAGCGCAGUUUGCAGCGCUGGGAGAAGGACGAGGAGCUGGGUGAGCUCUCCACCAUCUCCCCUGUCCUCUACGCCAACAUGAACUUCCCCAACCUCAAGCAGGAUUAUCCAGACUGGUCGAGCCGCUGCAAACAGAUCAUGAAGCUCUGGAGGAAAGUCCCUGCCACGGACAAAGCCCCAUAUUUGCAAAAGGCCAAAGAUAACCGG